Messenger RNA from Galeopterus variegatus (Sunda flying lemur), 3319 nucleotides. It is a transcript of the gene CFAP251, whose product is annotated as WD repeat domain 66. Gene Ontology annotation, cellular component: sperm flagellum. Gene Ontology annotation, molecular function: protein binding. The record is from RefSeq and is a predicted model, not a curated record. The transcript has 21 exons. The annotation marks the transcript as partial. Lineage: Eukaryota; Metazoa; Chordata; Mammalia; Dermoptera; Cynocephalidae.
AUGAGAAAAGGGGGACUGCGAGAUGAGGGAAGCCAGUUUCGCGCCCGGCUCGCCCCACCGUCGGCAGGGGGCGUGCCGGCCCCGCUGGCGGCUGCUUUCUGGGCACGUGACCGCCUCCCCGACCUCCCUUUACGGCCGGUCGCCCGCGGCGGCGGCGGUUGUCAUGGGGACAGAGCUUGGGAGGCAACCGAGGAAGAGGAGGAGGAAGAGGAGGAGGAAGAGGAGGAAGAAGAAGCUGUCAUAGAAGAAACUGAGGAAAAGGCUGGAGAGGCCCAGGAGGAGGCUGUAGGAGUACAGGAAGAAGCCACAGUGAAGCCCCAAGAAAUCACCAAGUCCAUGAUCAAUUUGGAGAAAUUUAUUGAUUCCCAGUCAACCAUGCCAGAAACUUUCCCAAUAACCCAUACACGUAGUGAGUCAAGGCAUUCAUUACAAGCAGAGUCCAGUUCCGAAACAAAUGAGCUCUCAGAAGGCCUGAGCUCACAACAUGAAUUUCUUGAUUUGGAUCAAAUCAGUACUGAGGAACAGCAGAUUAGUUCCCCUGAAAAGCAGUCCUCAGGCGAGCUUGAGGAGAAUAUCGACCAGAUGCCCCCAGAUGAAUUGGGACAAGAAAGAAGAGACUUGGUACCAGAAAAGGGAGUGGAGAGACAAGAAAAGAGAGUAUCAUAUUUCCACAACGAAGGUGAAGGAAAACAAUUCCAGUCCAAACAAGGUAUCUGCAAGGAGUCACUUGUGUCUACCACCACAGAAGACAUUUUGUUCCAAAAGGAUGAGAACGCUGACGUUUAUCCCUUGACUAUGACCUGGCUGUAUGGAUGGAACAGUUCUCUUCCUGUUUACUAUAUUCGAGAUGAAAACCAGAGAGUUCUUCUGUACGUUUGUGCCCACACUGCGGUCCUCUACAAUGUUUUCAGGAAUAAUCAGCACCACCUUCAGGGCCACCCUAAUAUCAUCUCCUGCGUCUGCAUCAGUGAAGACAGGCGGUGGAUCGCCACAGCAGACAAAGGGCCAGACUGCCUGAUAAUUAUAUGGGACUCCUUCACAGGUAUUCCUGUGCACACGAUAUUUGACAGCUGCCCAGAAGGUAACGGCAUCAGGGCAAUAGCCAUGUCCCCCGACGCCAAGUAUCUGGCAACCAUCUCAGAUGCUGAAGUCCAGAAAGUGUGCAUCUGGAAGUGGACUUUAGCAGUGGAAACACCAGCAUGUACUCUCGAGCUCCCUAAAGAGUAUGGUUUGCAGAACUACCUUACUUUUAAUCCAACAAAUAAUAAAGAAUUGGUGAGCAAUAGUAGAAUACAAACAAUAUAUUAUUUGUGGAAUGAAGAGAGAGGAAUACUUGCUCACAGUGCCCCGCUUUUAACAGAAAAAACCUUCAACAAGCUCGUGGGAAAAUUUAGCCAGUCUGUCUUCCAUUUGAAUUUAACACAAAUCCUCUCAGCAACAAUGGAAGGGAAGCUGGUUGUCUGGGACAUACACCGCCCACCAUUGUCUUCUGCCACCUUUUUGGGCUUUCCCUAUAUCAAGCCUUGUAAAUUGGUUCAUUUGCAGAAAGAGGGUAUCACCGUGCUUACUACAGUUGAUAGCUACAUUGUCACAGGUGACAUUAAGGGCAACAUUAAGUUCUAUGAUCACACUCUGUCCAUUGUUAACUGGUACAGUCACUUUAAACUGAACUCCAUAAGAACUCUGUCCUUUUCAAAGACCCCGGCAACUCCUACAGAGAAAUCACACUUUCCUCCAGACUGCACUUUAAAAGGUGGCCUUUUUAUUGUAAGGAAUCUUGUCAUUGGAACAUCUGAUGCCACGGUGUACCACUUAACGACAGAUGGGACCAAACUUGAGAAGUUAUUCAAAGAGCCCAAGGAUGCCAUUUGUGCCAUCUCAUGCCACCCAUAUCAGUCCAUCAUCGCCAUUGGAAGUGUCUGUGGGAUGAUCAAAGUGUGGGAUUAUGAAAAGAAAAUAUACCUUUACAGCAGGGUCUUUGAGAAGGGGCUUGGAGUCCAGAGUCUAACCUACAACCCUGAAGGAGCCCUUCUUGGAGCUGGCUUCACAGAGGGGACAGUUUACAUUCUUGAUGCAAUGUCUUUAGAAAGUGAAAUCCCAGAGCCUUUCAAAUAUUCCAGAACCAGUGUGACUCAUAUAAGCUUCUCCCAUGACUCCCAGUAUAUGGCAACUGCUGAUGUAAGUUUUACUGUGGCUGUUUACAUGGUGAUAGUCAAAAAUGGACAAAGGAUCUGGGAAUACUUAGCAAGACUUCGCUCUCAUCACAAAAGCAUCCAAAGUCUCCUGUUUGGGGUUCAUCUGGAUAGCAAUGAGCCUAGACUGCUGAGCCUCGGGAGAGACAGGCUGUUGCUCAAAGUCACCAUUCCAGACACAGCUCAAUGUCACUUGGUAGCUCUUCACUCCUCCCUCAAUGCAGCCCCUGCACCAUUUGUGGAAUUGAAAAACAAUUUUUUUGUUUCUUUUUUCUCAUUCAGACAGACACUUGUUGGGCCAGCUUAUGGUUCUCCUAUUGAGCAGACACAAGUCCUCCCAGUGAAAACCACUGUGGAACUACAGAAACGCUACUUGGUGUUUAUUAACAGAGACAAGAUUGGACUUCAGAUCUUACCGGUUGACGGCAAUCCACAUAAAACAUCUGCUAUUGUUUGCCACCCAAAUGGGGUGGCUGGAAUGACCCUUUCCUAUGAUGGCUGCUAUGCCUUCACAGCAGGAGGGCACGAUUGCUUGGUAGUACAGUGGAAAAUCAACUUAAGCGCCCUGGAGGCAGCGGUUUCUCUUGGGGGCGAAGACUUGACCCCGUUCUAUGGUCUGGUGUCUGGUGGCAGGGAAGGAAAAUUCUACAGGGAGCUGGAAGACUAUUUUUACUAUUCUCAGCUCCGCAGUCAAGGUAUUGGUACAAUGGAGACCAGAAAGGUGUCGGAACACAUUUGCCUGUCAGAGCUUCCUUUUGUCAUGAGAGCAAUUGGCUUUUACCCAUCCGAAGAAGAGGUUGAUGAUAUGUUUAAUGAAAUCAAAUUUAGUGAGUAUAUGGACACGGGAAAGCUAAUUGACAAAAUCAACUUACCAGGUUUGUUCAAAGUUUACCUUAAUCAUAGGCCACCUUUUGGUAACAUCAUGAGUGGUAUCCAACAGAGCUUCGGUGUUCUUGGUUUUACCAAUUCAAAAGGAAAAAAGGCUAUUCGAAGAGAGGAUUUCCUGAAACUGCUCUUAACUAAAGGUGAGCACAUGACAGAAGAGGAGAUGACCGAUUGCUUUGCUACACUGUAUGGCUUGAAUCCUGAAGGUUGGAAAUCUGAGCCUGCAACCUCCUCUGUCAAAG